AUGGUGCUUUCUCCAGUUAUUCAAACUCAAACGGUUCAUGAAACAUUAUUAGGUCGUCAAGAUUUUGAAUUACGAUUAUUGGAAACGGUGAAAAAAAGUUUACAAUCUAAAAUAAGGUGUGACAAAGAAUAUUCUUCGACUUUAUUAGGAGUGGUUGCGCAAGGGCAGAAAAUUGAAGGUAGUGAUGAUCUUUUGGGAAGUGUCAUCACUCAGUCAUGGAAAACUCUUUUGGAAGGUUUCGAGUUCCUGGCCAAAUUAGUCAAACAAAAUGCUGAAGCCAUAGAAAUAAAUGUCUUAGAUAAAAUCAAUCAGUUGUACUUGGAUAAAAAAAAAAUUAAAAAAUCCUACAUUGAUGAAUAUGGAAAAAUAUCUCUUCAAUUUUCCAAGAUAAGCGAUGAUGUUGGGAAAAAAAAACUUGAAUAUCAAAAAAAUUUAGAAAUUUUCAAAUCCAUGAGAUCUCGUUUGGAAGAAUUUUAUGUCAAAGGGGGACGUGGAAGUAAAAAAAUAGAAGAGAUAAGAGAAAAAUAUCAGAAAACGUGUAGAAAAUUACAUUUGGCACAUAACGAGUACGUUUUACUCUUGGCCGAAGCAACGGAAUUCGAAAAAGAUUUUCGAAUAUUACUUUUUCCAGGGUUGUUAGAGUAUCAUCAAUGUUUGCAAGAUAAUCUUAAUCACGAGUGGAAAAAGGUUUUCGAAGAUGUCGCGAGAAAUUCUAGUCUUUGUACAGAACAACUUCAGGAUUUGGAAAAUCGCGUCGUUAAAAUAAUCCAAGAUAUCAAACCGAAUGAAGAGUAUAGCGUCAUAACCGAUAAAUUAAGGACGUCUUUUUCGACUUCAUCAUUUUCCUUUGACGAAUCAUUGACAACGGAUGCACCUGGAAAAUUACUUCCCAAUCAAUUGGUAGUGGAUAAUUUAACAAACGAAUGGUUAAAAUCAAAAUUGUCCGAAGUCGAUGGUAAAAUAAAAGAAGAACAAGAGAAAAUGAUUGAAUUGGGAGAAUUCAUAUUGAACAAUGGAAAAUCACACGAGGUAGCUAAAAAACGUCACGAAUUAAUUGAAAUCCGUUGCGACGAAAGGAAAUUAUCAAAACAAUCUGAAAUGAUCAAAGUUGCACUUAACGAAUUGGGAUCCGAUGAACUUCCCUCAGGUUGCGAUUUGCCAAUUGACAAUAGUCUACCCAUCAAUUUGGAAAACGAAGGCGGAGGUAUUGGUAAGAGUCUAGAGGAGGACAUUGAUUUGGAUGGUAUGAAAAAUAAAACGAUUCGAAAAAAAAGACUAACCGGUCAUUUUAAUACUUUGAUGGGUCACAUAAGACGAAAAUCCGGUCCUUCUACUCCCGUACUCGGCCGAUUUUCAUUCGAGGGUAAAAACGAUGAAGCAAAAGAAGCUGAAAAAAUUCGUGAUGGCUUUGGAAAAGUGUUAAAUAAUAAUGGAAAAGCUUUAAUUGAUGAAGAAUGGUUUCAUGGUGUUUUACCAAGGGAAGAAGUGGUACGAUUAUUAAGGCACGAAGGUGAUUUUUUAGUCAGGGAAACAACAAGAAAUGACGAAUGUCAAACCGUUUUAUCCGUUGCAUGGGGAGGACAUAAACAUUUUAUAGUUCAAACAAAUUUGGAAGGACAUUUCAGAUUCGAAGGACCGUCUUUUCCAACAAUACAAGAAUUAAUUUUAUACCAGUAUCAAAGUGGAUUACCAGUUACUAGUCGAUCGGGAGCCAUAUUAAAAAAACCAAUUUUAAGAGAAGUUUGGGAACUUAAUAAUGAUGACGUACAACUUUUAGAUAAAAUCGGAAGGGGUAAUUUCGGUGAUGUUUACAAAGCUAAAUUAAAAUCGACAAAUCAAGAAGUUGCCGUGAAAACGUGUCGCGUUGCUCUACCCGAUGAAAACAAAAGAAAAUUCUUACAAGAGGGUCGGAUUUUAAAACAAUACGAUCAUCCGAACAUAGUCAAAUUGAUCGGGAUUUGUGUGCAAAAGCAACCCAUCAUGAUUGUCAUGGAACUCGUUCCCGGUGGUUCGUUGCUUACCUUUUUGAGAAACAACGCCUCGACUUUGACGCAAAAAUUACUUUUGAAAAUGUGUCGGGAUACCGCUUCCGGUAUGCAGUACCUGGAAUCUAGAAAUUGCAUACAUCGAGACUUGGCUGCUAGGAAUUGUCUAAUCGGGUAUGAAAAUAUGGUUAAAAUAUCGGAUUUUGGAAUGUCGCGAGAAGAAGAGGAAUACAUUGUUUCCGAUGGAAUGAAACAAAUUCCAAUUAAAUGGACGGCACCGGAAGCUUUGAAUUUUGGUAAAUACACAUCACUUUGUGACGUGUGGAGUUAUGGCGUGUUAGCGUGGGAAAUUUUUGCCAGAGGUGGUGUUCCUUAUCCCGGAUUAUCUAAUUCGAAAGCGAGGGAAAAAAUAGACGGAGGUUAUAGAAUGUCAGCACCGGAAGGAACUCCAGAGGAAAUUUAUCGUUUAAUGUUACGAUGUUGGGAAUAUAAACCGGAAAAUAGGCCUCAUUUUACGGAAAUAUAUAAUAUCGUUAACAAUUUGUGUAUUAAAUUAUUUGAUGAAUAA
Molecule: messenger RNA, 2553 nt
Organism: Pediculus humanus corporis (human body louse)
Lineage: Eukaryota; Metazoa; Arthropoda; Insecta; Psocodea; Pediculidae
Product: tyrosine-protein kinase transforming protein FPS, putative
Exons: 12
Coding region: 1-2553 (850 amino acids)
Biological process (GO): peptidyl-tyrosine phosphorylation
Molecular function (GO): ATP binding; non-membrane spanning protein tyrosine kinase activity
Source: RefSeq, a predicted model, not a curated record